Saccharomyces kudriavzevii IFO 1802 is the source of this 360-nucleotide messenger RNA. RefSeq lists its product as uncharacterized. The record is from RefSeq and is a predicted model, not a curated record. The transcript has a single exon. The coding region runs from base 1 to 360 and encodes 119 amino acids. Lineage: Eukaryota; Fungi; Ascomycota; Saccharomycetes; Saccharomycetales; Saccharomycetaceae.
AUGCUGAUUAGACUCAGCAGACUAGCUCAUGACGGAAGAAGGAAGAAAUGUUGCUUUAAAGGGACACUGAAAUCCUUUAGGGGAGUCCUAGGAGGGGGCGGAUUAUAUGCAGAAGCAAUACGUAAUGUUAAAGGGAAUUUGACCAUCUUUGAGGUGGCCAGAUUGUUUGUGCAGCACUACACCUUACUUGCCUGCCAAUCUAAGGGGCAGUUGGUUUCUGGCCAGAAUUAUCUAUAUAACGAUAGGAAGAAUAAAACAGUAUUCUGGGUUGCUCUCCCUUCACCUUCUAAAAGAUUCAAUAAAGGAAAGCUCCACAGUCAAGACACUCAAAAUGAAUACAGAUCAGCAAAAAGUGAAUGA